Messenger RNA from Myxocyprinus asiaticus (Chinese sucker), 2194 nucleotides. It is a transcript of the gene ltc4s, whose product is annotated as leukotriene C4 synthase. The record is from RefSeq and is a predicted model, not a curated record. Gene Ontology annotation, biological process: leukotriene biosynthetic process. The transcript is spliced from 5 exons. Gene Ontology annotation, cellular component: nuclear envelope; membrane; endoplasmic reticulum. The coding region runs from base 130 to 591 and encodes 153 amino acids. NCBI's taxonomy places the organism in Eukaryota, Metazoa, Chordata, Actinopteri, Cypriniformes, Catostomidae. Gene Ontology annotation, molecular function: enzyme activator activity; leukotriene-C4 synthase activity; glutathione transferase activity.
GUUCAGGUCCGAGUCCCACCCACUCUGGGCAGACUGAGAUAAGUGAUUGAGAAAGGAACAAGUGUUCACAGUGUGUCGAUUGACCAGAGUGGAAAGCACAUCUAACUCUCCCCUGUUUCCAUUAGAAUAAUGCUGGAUAAGGUUGUGCUGUUAGCAGCUGUUACAGUGCUGGGAAUUCUGGAACAAGCAUACUUCUCUUUAAUGGUAAUCUAUGCACGGAGAAAGCACUCAGUCUCUCCUCCGGCCACAACUGGACCACCAGAGUUUGAGAGGGUCUUUCGAGCCCAAGUCAACUGUUCAGAGUAUUUUCCCAUAUUUAUCUUCUCGCUUUGGGUGGCUGGAGUUUUCUUCAGUCAGGCUAUGGCAGUAUUCUUUGGACUAUUGUACCUUUAUGGGCGUUAUCUGUACUUCCACGGCUAUUCGGAGUCGUCUCAGGGCAGACUGGAGCCUCUGUACUUUAGUGCAAAGGUGCAGUGGAUGCUGAUCACUCUGGCUGGGCUCGGGGUGAUUUGCACUAUGACUCGAGCUUAUCUGGGUCUGGACCUGCUUCACUCCUUUAGUCAUGUUCUGGGCCUGACUGAACACACAUAAAGAUAGUAAGUGCUGGAUUUGUACACGAAGCUGAGGGCAGAAGCAGCUUUGUCUUUUUAUGGUGAUCCGAUGAAAAAGAAAGAAAUAAAGAAACCAGAGUGGAAUAGGUUACAACCAAGUCAGAUGUGGAAACACAGAGGGCAGCUAUAUGUGCACUGAAAAUUUUUUUUUUAGAUUUACGCAUUGUGAAGCAAAAUCCCAUCAAAUUCAAUUGAGUAAUCUUUAAACUAAUGCAAUUUUAAAAACCUAAAUAUUUUGUUUUAUUUAAUUUCUUUUUAAUUACACAAUUCUAAUUGAUGUUGUUAUGAAAUUAAAAUGUGUAAAUCUUUAAUAUAAGCUAAAAUAUUUAGAUUUUGAGUGAUUUUUGAGUGAAUAUGCAGAUUUUAAGUGGUUACAUUUAUUCUGAAUGAAUAAUAUGAACAAAAUUUCAAGAUUACUCAGUUCAGUUUGAUGGAAUUUUGUCAUUAAAUUGAAAUGUUUACAUCUUAAAAAGAGAGAUAUAUUUUUGAGUGUAGUCACUAAUGUUCAUUCCACAUCACUUUGUCAUUGAGUUUAUAUUUGUGUAAAGACACAUCACUACCAUUCAAAUUACACAAUUCUUAGUUUGACUGAAUUUACUUUAAAAAAAAAAAAAAUGAGAAAAUCUAAAAAACUAAGAUGUUUGCUCUUAAAAUCUUUUGCUUAAAGUUCUUUGUCUAGUUUUUUGUACUUUCUUUAUUCACUCCCUGGGAGGCGCUAUAACACACUGUGUAAAUCUACUGCAAAUGUCUGGGAAAUAAAAGGAAUAAAAUGCAGUCCUCUCCAGAUCAGUGUGACUGAUGUAUUUCCCUUUUCUUAUGCAUUUCCAGUUUCUCUCAUUUUGGGAAUAUGCUGACCCAAUACUGAAAGAUUUUGCCUAAAUUAAUCAGACAGUGAAAUGCGUGAUUAUUUGGAAGAAUUGGUAUUUGCUAUGUAAAUCACGAUUAUUAGGGUAACAGAGUAUCUUUAACAUAGGGUAAGGGAUCAUUGAGAUGGCCUCAGUCACCAUUCACUUUCACUGCAAAAGAGGCAAUGAAUUAGGCUUUUAUUCUGUGUUAUAUAUCCUUUUGUAUUCCAUGGAAGAAAGAUGUACUGGUUUUGAACAACAAGAGGGUGAGUAAAUAAUGACACUUUUCAUUUGUUUAAAAAAAAAAAAACAAAUGCCUUGUUUUUUUUUUUUAAGCUUCAUUUAGCGUUUCUCUAGAUUUCAAAGGUAACUUAUUUAGGACAGGAAAUCAGUCCUUUCCAUUCUUAAAUGCCUCUGAAAAAAUGUCAUGUGGCAAAUAAUGACCCUCGGGAAGCCACAAUAAAGCAUGUGGGGUACCCUACGGAGAAUGUGGGAUUUCCAAAUUAGAGAUGAAAGAGUGUUGUCCUCUCUCUUACUCUGAAAAUAAUUAGCUGUAAUAAGAAAAGUGGUUCAAACAACCUUCAACAAUCAGUUUUGUCAACAGUUUAUUGCUUUAGAAUAAGAUACAUGUUAAAACUGAUUUCAUUUUUAUAGAUUAAGCCAAACUAACUUAUAGGCCAUGAUAUCUGUAUCAGCUUUAUUGAAUUAAACAUACACAUAUUAUGCAUAAACCUCAAA